AAGGAUAAGCGAUACCUACGUGCUCGCCGGAUAGAGCGCAUGAAUAAAACGCACCCAUCUGCGUGUUUCUUAACAUCCUAUGUGGAAUAGGCCUGCUACAUUAUUUUUUUGUGUGUGUAAAAAUGUGUUAAUAAAAAAUCGUCAAGAACUGUUUGAUGCCUGGAUAGAAUAAUAUUUUUUUAAUACAUUUUUUUUUCGCAUUGCAAACUUAAUGCAAAAGUGACAGUGUUUUUGUUCGAAUGUGACAUGUGCUAAACAAAGCAAGUGAUUUUCUAAUCGCUUUAAUUCUCAUCUGGUAGCUUGAAUGGUAGUCAACACAACACAUCGCUGCACAUGUUCUUUAAAUGGUAAAGAGAAAAGGGAAGAUCAGCUAUCGAUAAGAUUCAGUGCCAGAAAGCAGCUGAGUUUUUUCGAAACUAAGAUGAAGGUUACUGAUUUCUCUCGAGAACAUUCCGUAAGUCACGUCGCCCCGUGCAAAGGAUGAGGCUUCCAAAAGGAUAUAGGACAUUAUCACCAGCAUCGAACGCUGCCCAGACGUCGCCACUCUCCUACAAUUCACUAACUAGUCUGAGCCUCCUUCGGCUGCUCGCAGUUUUCUUGGUGAUUGGAUCGCAAGUUCAUGUUCUAUGCACGGCAUCCAUCGAACAAAAAACCACCUCGACCAGUACACAACCCAGAAUCGGCGAGAAUCGUACUUUACUUUUUGAUGACUAUAAUAAAACUAAAACGACAUUAUCAACAGCUGAUUACCCGUCAGCCACAAGAGCAACCCUUUACGGAUAUUCAUCGCAGGACCAGGACCAGUACCAGUCCCAAAUGCCAGUCGAGGAGUCGAACUCAUCGCAUAGCGCCAUUCCCACGAAAAUUAGCAGGGGCAAAACAUCCAUAGGGACCCCAGGCAGCAUGGAGAUUAGCGAUAGCCAUUCAAUCAAAAAUUUAGGGACAACUGAUCAGCUCUCGACAGUGACAAUGCCAACAACAGCAUUUGCGUCCCUAAAAACCGAUAAAAGUACGAUAAAACAGUCAAUCGAUUCCACGCGCACGAGAAAUCAUUGGACAGCGAGUGGAUUCGCUCGUGUCACAGAACGACCACGCAGUAAGCACCACCAUGAGCACCACUGGGGACCCUUUUUUGAGGAGCCCAUCAACUCGCCCACUUCAGGGGACAACCUCGUGUCCGCCGUGCAUUUGUUCACGGAAGCGGUGCUCAAUUGCCGUGUCGGUAUGCUCAAGGACAAAACUGUCAUGUGGGUCAGGCGAACGGCGGAAAAGGUAUCACUCCUGACUGUCGGUAACGUCACCUACAGUGGAGACCCGAGGAUUCGGGUGAAGUUCCAGUACCCGAACAAUUGGCGGUUACUUAUCAACCCAACGCAGACUGAAGAUGCCGGAGUUUACAUGUGCCAGGUUUCCACUCAUCCCCCCCGUGUAUUCACCACCAACCUCACCAUCUUGGAACCCCCUUUAAGGAUAAUCGAUGAGCACGAGAGGGAUGUGGGGGAUCGUUACUAUAAGUCAGGAAGCACCGUCGAUCUACAAUGCCAAAUAUCGCGUAGCUUUUUCCAAAAAGAACGUCAAACCAUUCUAAAAUCAACUGAAUCUGCAAAUGAUGCUGUACAAAAACUAUUUAACGAGACGAAUAGUGAGCUUAAUUUAAUCGGAAACUCAAGUCAGACGCCACAAAAAUUCUCUGGCCAGGAUCUGGAAAAGUACUUUACCAAGUUUAUAGCCUGGGCAAAAGAUGAAGAGCCUCUUCAAGGAAUGACCAAUAAACGCUUAAGUGUUUCCGACGUAUGGCUAACUAGUCGUAUCUCCAUUGGGGAUGCAAAACUCUCCGAUAGUGGAAACUAUUCCUGUUCUCUUGGCAGACUGUUCACUGUAAUUGUCCAAGUUCAAGUGCUCACAGGGGAACUACCCGCGGCUGUCCAGCACAAUAUAGCAUCGAGGGCCGAGAUCUGUUCUCUUGCGAUAUUGGGACUCCUUCUUGAACUCAUUUUCCUCUUUACUUGCCUGAAAACUGAAAGUCGAAAAUUCUAAGGCACUAAUCUGUGGUCAUCCACAAACAAUUAACCAAUAAUAUUAAGGAUAACAGAGAUUGGCUGGUUCUAAACAAUGGUUUUAGUUUUAAAGUUGAGAAUCAGAAGGUGAUUUCAUUAUAUAUUUAUGUUAUAGUGCCUAUGGUGUAAUAAGACUUCAGAUUUGUUUUGACAAAUAUUCUUAAAUGUUUAAAAUCAGUAAUUGGAUUUAAUUAGGCCACAAUAUGAAACAAUAAUAUUCCAGAUUCUUAAGAG
Drosophila suzukii is the source of this 2291-nucleotide messenger RNA. It is a transcript of the gene dpr18, whose product is annotated as defective proboscis extension response 18. The record is from RefSeq and is a predicted model, not a curated record. Gene Ontology annotation, cellular component: neuron projection membrane. Lineage: Eukaryota; Metazoa; Arthropoda; Insecta; Diptera; Drosophilidae. Gene Ontology annotation, biological process: synapse organization.